Molecule: messenger RNA, 582 nt
Organism: Diabrotica virgifera virgifera (western corn rootworm)
Lineage: Eukaryota; Metazoa; Arthropoda; Insecta; Coleoptera; Chrysomelidae
Exons: 3
Coding region: 1-582 (193 amino acids)
Source: RefSeq, a predicted model, not a curated record
AUGUUCUCCAUCCAUGGUCUAAAAGAAGAUCAUUAUAUACCUUUGGUUUUCUUCUUAUUGCCAAAUAAACAAAAAUAUACAUAUACACUGGCACUUAAAUACCUAACAGAACAAGUUGAGAAAUGCAAUAAAAAACUCGCUUUAAGAACGGUAUUUGCAGAUUUUGAAGAAGCAAUUCAGCAAAGUGUCACUGAAGUUUGGACUAAUGUUUCAUUGAAGGGCUGCCGAUUCCAUUUAGGACAAUCCUGGUGGCGCAAAAUUCAGGCACUAGGUUUAACAUCCUUAUACAAAGACAAAGAGAGUGAUGUAGGAAAAUAUUUAACAUACUGCUUUGGAAUGCCAUUUCUCAACCCAGAAGAUGUAGGCGAUUGUUUUGUUGAAGCUUUGUCAUCAAUACAGCCCCAAAAUCAUAGAAUAGUAGAAUUUGCGGACUAUCUGGUCGAUAAUUAUGUCUCAGAAUCGGCUAAGUUUCCGCCAGAAAUAUGGGCGGAGAUGUCAAGCAGUUCACAACGGACAACGAACGCAUAUGCAGUAUUUUACAAUCUCAAAAAUAAGACUAAUCACCUUGUUGAUAAUCAAUGA